Neurospora hispaniola is the source of this 762-nucleotide messenger RNA. RefSeq lists its product as uncharacterized. Lineage: Eukaryota; Fungi; Ascomycota; Sordariomycetes; Sordariales; Sordariaceae. The coding region runs from base 1 to 762 and encodes 253 amino acids. The record is from RefSeq and is a predicted model, not a curated record. The transcript is spliced from 2 exons.
AUGUCAAACAACAACACCACCUCCACCAAAUACAGCGACACCCGAGAAGACGUGCCCACUCCCUCGCUCGCCUGCCACGACCCCGCCAACCCCUCCAUCCCCGGCUCUCCCAAAACCACCCUCUCCUCCGCCCUCGAAACCGGCGCCUCCCUCGCUCAAGACUUCAGCCCCGUCAAGUCCAUCUGCGCCCACCUCAACGCCUUCCACGUGUACGCCUCGGACCCCACCCGCUUCGUCGAAGCCAACCACUACUGCGCCCACCUGACCGAGGACGUGCGACAAUGCAUUCUCUACGAUUCACCCAACCCGGGCGCCCGCAUCCUGGGCAUCGAGUACAUGAUCACCCCCAAGCUGUACGAGACCCUUCCCCAACAAGAGAGGAGGUACUGGCAUACCCAUGUCUUUGAGGUCAAGAGCGGCAUGUUGAUCAUGCCCAAGCCUCCCGGGCUGAUGCCGCAGGCGGCCUGGGAGAAGGCGGAGAAGACGGAGAUGGAAAAGGUGGUUACCCUCUAUGGCAAGAUCUAUCACUUGUGGCAGGUGGAUAGGGGCGAUAAGUUGCCCCUCGGAGAACCGCAGUUGAUGACGAGCUUUACCGACGAGAGCCAGUUCCCCGUGGACAUGGAAAAGGUGUUGGAUGAGAGAGACCAACGAUUCCCGGGGGCGGAUUGGAGGGCUAAGAGAGAGGGUAGAAAGGAUAUUGAAGUGCCCGAGAUGCAUCCUGAUGCGGAUUGGACGUGGAAGAAGGACAAGCAGAAACAAUGA